AUGGACCCGGGGGUGCCGCCGUCGCCGCCGCCGCCCUACGAGGAAUUCCUGUACGGACGCCCGGCGGAACCAGCGAGCACGACGGUGCCUCAGCUGACGACGUACAACACCUUGCAUGAUUAUGUGCAGGCGCCAGCGUGCCCGGGGCCGCCGCCGCGCUACGAGGAGCCCCUCUUCGGGCGGCCGGCGGAACCAGCGAGCACGGCGGUGCCUCAGCUGACGACGUACAACACUUUGCAUGAUUAUGUGCAGUUAUCGUCGGCAGCCCCGUCGGCGCCCCUCGUGCCCUCCUCAAGCAUCCCGGCCUCUUACUGGACCUACCACGGCCUGGACCAGCUCGCGAGCCUCCGUCAAGUGUGCGUCAGCGAUCGGAAACAUGACAGCUACCGAGUGACUGACACAACGAAGACGUUACUCUUCACAGCCGCCCUGGAGAUGGAGUCCGUGUGCCUGUGCUGCAACUCCGAGAAAGGUCCUGGGAUGAAUUUCUACCUCCUGACCAGCGCCGAUCAAAAGGUCCUGCUGGGUAAUCGAAUUAAGAGUGAAGUGUGCUGUUCCGAUCCAGUCGAGACUGUGACCGUCAGCCGUCCUCCAGACGUCAAAAUAGGAACAGUUGAAGGACAUGGUAAGAACUUCGCUUUGAAGAAUGCCUCAGGAGAUACUCUUUGCAGCCUGGAGAUGGAAGACCGUGGUUGCUGUGACUGUAGUGAGAAAAUAUACCAGGUGGUUCCCUCUUCAGCACCUCACAGCCAAGGCUCAGUUGAAAUUUGUUGUGAUGGUUGCAAGAUUACUUUCCCCUCUGCUAUGGAUGUCAUCUCAAAAGCUCUACUAAUCUGCUUUGCUAUUAAUUUGUUAUAUUCAAUAGAAGAAGACAGAAAGCGGAACUGAAUCAUGUGUACGGUUUUUGUAUGCAAAUAUAUAUUUUUUUAAAUAUAAAAUCUUAUCAAUAGUAAAGAGCAUUU
Messenger RNA from Penaeus vannamei (Pacific white shrimp), 962 nucleotides. Lineage: Eukaryota; Metazoa; Arthropoda; Malacostraca; Decapoda; Penaeidae. The record is from RefSeq and is a predicted model, not a curated record.